This is a messenger RNA of Saccharomyces paradoxus, 351 nucleotides long. It is a transcript of the gene IES4, whose product is annotated as Ies4p. The record is from RefSeq and is a predicted model, not a curated record. The coding region runs from base 1 to 351 and encodes 116 amino acids. The transcript has a single exon. Lineage: Eukaryota; Fungi; Ascomycota; Saccharomycetes; Saccharomycetales; Saccharomycetaceae.
AUGUCCCAAGAAAGUAGCGUUUUAUCCGAAUCACAGGAACAACUUGGUAAUAACCCUAAAAUAGAGGACACGAGCUCAGCCUCUGCCAAUCCCAGAGAUAAUAGCAAACCCGUACUUCCGUGGGAUUACAAAGAUAAAGCGAUAGAGAUCAAGAGCUUCAGUGGCUAUAAGGUCAAUUUUACUGGCUGGAUAAGAAGAGAUGUGAGGGAAAAACGUCAAAAUCAAGCUGUAGAUACUACAUCCGACAUUAAAGAAUCAGAUGACAAAUCCACGGGGAAAAAAGAACCAGCGGAUGAGGACCCUGAAGGGAAAGAAUUUGAAGAAGAGAGAGAAGACAGAUUGGAAUCGUGA